This is a messenger RNA of Myxocyprinus asiaticus (Chinese sucker), 10302 nucleotides long. RefSeq names its product golgin subfamily A member 7B-like. Gene Ontology annotation, biological process: protein targeting to membrane; peptidyl-L-cysteine S-palmitoylation. The record is from RefSeq and is a predicted model, not a curated record. NCBI's taxonomy places the organism in Eukaryota, Metazoa, Chordata, Actinopteri, Cypriniformes, Catostomidae. The coding region runs from base 348 to 824 and encodes 158 amino acids. The transcript is spliced from 5 exons. Gene Ontology annotation, cellular component: palmitoyltransferase complex.
CACCGAUUGCAAAUGAAUGUAUUGAAUUGGCAUUUCAAAUGCAUUUUCAGUUCGUCAACAUUGGUGUUUACAUUUUUUAUUCAAGAAACUCUUUUUUUACCCCAGGGUUUAUGUAUGGGGGUGAUAUGAUCCUCUGGUCCUGCUGUUCCUCUUUCGGAGUCUCUAUACAAAUCCCGGGUAGGCCUAUUCACAGGCAUGAAGUGAAGCACAUCUGUACUAGUCACUCCUCCUCCAACAGUAUGACGGUGCUCCACCCUCUUCAUCGCUUUCAUCCAUCCGUUACUGUCCCACGAGUGGAUAACAGCGGAUUUCAGCACCGGGACGGAUAGUCCACCGACUCAGGCAUCAUGGCGACAGAGUUCCACAACCUUCAGGAGCUGCAUCACGGUGUGUCUCUGGCCACCAAGGUCUUCAUUCAGAGAGACUACAGUGACAGUACCAUCUGCAAAUUCCAGACCAAGUUCCCAGCAGAGCUGGACAGAAGGAUUGAGAGGAGCCUGUUUGAAGAAACGGUGAAGAUACUCAACAGCUAUUAUGCAGAAGCUGAAAAGAUUGGUGGUCAGUCCUACCUGGAAGGCUGCCUGGCUUGUGCUACGGCCUACAUCGUCUUCCUGUGCAUGGAGACACGCUAUGAAAAGAUACUGAAAAAGAUCAGCAUGUAUAUCCAGGAACAGAACGAGAAGAUCUAUGCACCCAGAGGUUUGCUCCUCACCGACCCAGUCGAGCGGGGUAUGAGAGUGAUAGAGAUCUCCAUUUUUGAAGACAGUGGCACCAGCAGCUCAAGCUCCAGUGGAAGCUCUCCGUCCAGUACCACAGCUCAAUGACUGGGGGAGCAGCCCCAGGGGUACGGGUACAGGGUGGCCAGUACGCUCCCCAAAAUCCGCAUGUUGAAACAUGAAAGCACCAGAUUUUAACAAAAGAGAGUGAGAGCAUAGCUUACUCGCUCUCUUCUUACAAACAGCAAAUGCAAAGCCAGGAGCUUUAACUUACACACACUUCCCUUUCCCUCUCCUCACUUCCUUUAUUUCCGCCUCCUCUGCAUUUCUAUUUGUAACAGACAAAAUCUUUGCACUGAGUUCAUCAAACACCCUCAAUGCUUAAAUUAUGAGGGUUAGCAGAUGGGUAUAGUAAACAGAGUGCAGAUGUUACACCAGAUUUACUUUACUGCAAAACCUAUUGAGCUGCCUUUCUGCCUACAUCGGCAGCUGCCUUCUAUGUCAUCUUCAUAAUGGCCAUGGAACCUUAUAAAAGACUGAUAUGGAACACUACAUAGAUAGCAACUCUGCACACAUUAAAAAACUGACAUACAAUUAACUUUAAUAGAGUUCGGUGUUAGCAUGUUGCUAAGCUAACAAUGCGAUACACUACUAAGCAUAAAUCUGACACAAAUUUUAGGGAAAAAAUAGUCCAUUUUUAAUUAUCUUAUACUGUUUUUAUUUGUACUUUUGAUACAAAAUUGAUACAUACAGUCAGGAAUACAAGAAAUAAAGUUACACUUAAGAGAAUAAACACAUUCAGAAUCAGAAUCAGCUUUAUUGCCAAGUAUGCUUACACAUACAAGGAAUUUGUCUUGGUGACAUGAGCUUCCAGUGUACAACAAUACAAAAACAAUACAAAAACAGCAGCAAGACAUAGAUAAUAAUAAAAAAUAAAACUAAUUAUACACAUACGUACAGACACACACAUACAUACAUACAUACAUACAUACAUACACACAUACACACAUACACAUGGGUAGUGCAAAUCUAAUACAAUCUGUUAUGUACAGUGCAAAUACAAAUCUGUUAUGUACAGUGCAAAUGUUUUUUUUUUUUUUUUGUUUGUUUGUUUGUUUUUCAGAGGAAUGAAAUGGCAGAAGAGGUUGGAUGUGUUGGAUAAAUAUAAGAAAGACUAAACUGUGUAUUGCACAUAGUUAUUGCUCAAUGGGGCAAUUUAACUGUUCAUGAGAUGGAUAGCCUGAGGGAAAAAACUGUUCCUGUGCCUGACGGUUCUGGUGCUCAGAGCUCUGAAGCCUCAGCCAGAAGGCAACAGUUCAAGAGGUAGUGGGCAGGGUGAGUGGGGUCCAGAGUGAUUUUUACAGCCUUUUUCCUCACUCUGGAAGUGUAUAAUUCUUGAAGGGGGGGGGGCAACCAAUAAUCCUCUCAGCAGUUCGAACUGUCCUUUGUAGUCUUCUGAUGUCUGAUUUUGUAGCUGAACCAAACCAGACAGUUACUGAAGUGCAGAGGACAGACUCAGUGACUGCUGAGUAAAACUGUAUCAGCAGCGCCUGUGGCAGGUUGAAUUUCCUCAGCUGGCGAAGGAAGUACAACCUCUGCUGGGCCUUUUUCACAGUGGAGUCAAUGUGGGUCUCCCACUUCAGGUCCUGUGAGAUGGUAGUGCCCAGGAACCUGAAUGACUCCACUGCUGCCACAGUGCUGUUUAGAAUUGUGAGGGGGGUCAGUGUUGGGGUGUUUCUCCUAAAGUCCACAAUGAUCUCCACCAUUUUGAGCGUGUUCACCUCAAGGUUGUUUUGACUGCACCAGACAGCCAGCUGUUCAACCUCCCUUCUGUAUGCAGACUCAUCGUCAUCUCAAAUGAGGCCGAUGACAGUGGUGUCAUCUGCAAACUUCAGGAGCUGGACAGAGGGGUCCUUGGUGAUGCAGUCAUUAGUGUAGAGCACUGGUGCCCUGGGGGGCACCAGUGCUGAUUGUACAGGUGCUAGAAGUGAGUUUCCCCUGUGUCACAAGCUGCUGCCUGUCCGUCAGAAAGCUGGUAAUCCACUGACAGAUAGACAUGGGAACAGAAUUGGUCUAGUUUAUUCUGGAGUAUAGCUGGGAUGAUGGUGUUGAAAGCUGAACUGAAGUCCACAAAAAGGAUCCUUGCAUAUGUCCCUGGUCUGUCCAGAUGUUGCAGGAUAUGAUGCAAUUCUAUGUUGACAGCAUCAUCCACAGACCUGUUUGCUCGAUAAGCAAAUUGAAGGGGAUCUAGAAAGGGUCCAGUGAUGUUCUUCAGGUGGGCCAACACCAGUCUCUCAAAUGAUUUCAUGACCACAGACAUCAGGGCGACAGGUCUGUAGUCAUUUAGUCCUGUGAUUUUUGGUUUCUUUGGGACAGGAAUAAUGAUGGAGCGUUUGAAGCAGCAUGGGACUUCACACUGCUCCAGUGAUCUAUUAAAGAUCUGUGUGAAGAUGGGGGCCACGCUGGUGAGACGCCAUCUGGGCCUGAAGCCUUCCUCGUCUUUUGUUUCCUAAAGACGCGGCUCACACCAUCUUCACAGAUCUUAGUGCAGGUUGAGUAGCAGGAGGGGGGAGGAGGGGGGUUGCAGGAGAUGUUGGUGUUUGUGUGAAGUGAAGGUCAGAGUGGGUGUGGGGUGUGAGAUUGGGCCUUUCAAAGUAGAACACAUUCAGUUCGUCAGCCAGUUGUUGGUUCCCUAUAGGGUUGGGGGUAGGAGUCCUGUAAUUUGUGAGUUGUUUCAUGCCACUCCACACUGAUGCAGGGUCUUCUUUUAGCCACUCUGAUUUCCCUGUUCAGUGUGUUCCUGGCCUGAUUGUACAAGACUUUAUUCCCACCCCUGUAAGCAUCCUCUUUGUCCUGACAAAGCUGCUUGAGCUCUGCUGUAAACCACGGUUUGUCAUUGUUGAACUUUAAAUAAGUCCUAGUAGGAAUGCACAUAUCCUCACAGAAACUGAUAUAUAAUGUAACAGUAUCUGUGAGCUUGUCCAGGUCUGUGGCUGCAGCCUCAAAAACACUCCAAUCCAUGCAAUUGAAGCAGGCUUGUAGUUUCCGCUCUGCUUCAUUGGUCCAUCUCUUUUCAGUCCUUACUACAGGCUUAGCAGAUUUUAAUUUCUGCCUGUAGGUUGGAAGAAGAUGAACCAGACAGUGAUCAGAGAGUCCCAAAGCUGCUUUAGGGACAGAGCGAUAUGCAUCCUUUAUUGUUGUGUAACAAUGAUCCAGUAUGUUCCUGUCUCUGGUGGGGCAUGUGAUGUGCUGUUUGUAUUUGGGCAUUUCACGGGUGAGAUUUGCUUUGUUAAAAUCCCCAAGAAUAAUAAUAACUGAGUCCGGGUAUUGUUGUUCCAUGUCUGUGAUUUGAUCAGCCAGCUGCUGCAGCGCCGCAUUCAAACACACGUUUGGCGCGAUAUACACACUCACCAGAAUAAACGAGGAAAACUCCCGCGGUGAGUAGAAAGGCUUACAGUUAAUAAAGAGCGAUUCCAAAUUAGGACAGCACAUCCUCUUUAACGUUGUUACAUCUGUACACCAACUUUCAUUGAUAUAAAUGAAUGUUCCACCGCCUCUCGUUUUCCCCGCUAACUCCGCGAUGCGAUCCGCUCUGAACAGCUGGAAGCCCAGCAGAUGUAACGCGCUGUCGGAAUGGCUUCACUCAGCCAGGUUUCUGUUGGUGCGGGUGAGGAGAUGUAGUUUGUCCGUUUUGUUAGGAAGAGAGCAGAGAUUCGCUAAGUGAAUACUCGGCAGCACUGUUCGAAAUCCGUGCUGACGGAGUUUGACCAGCGCACCGGCUCGUCUCCCUCACCUGCGUCUCUUGAACAGCAGAGCUGCGCCUCCAACUAAAAUGUCUAGCAAAACGUCUGAAUAUUCAAAAACCGGGAAAAGAUUGUCUGGUACAUGCUGUCGAAUGUUCAGCAGUUCGUCUCUGUUAAAACUGACUGGAAAAAGAUUACUAAACACAGGACAAACAACAAAAACAACAAAAGAACUGAGGAGCUCCACACCGAGGCAGCCAUCCACGGCCUCGUGAUAUACUGCAAAAGAGACAACAAUUAGCGCUGAUGAGGUAUCAGGAACAUAACAUUUUUCAUUUGUUUGCUAGUUUUUAAAUUAUGCCACAGUCACUGGCAUACAUUCAAAAACAGUUUGUUUACCUAUAUCAAUUUUACAUCUGCAGUGGCUUGUUUAAUAUUAAUAUUAUUAAUACUAAAUAAAACUAAUAAUUAAAAUGUAUUAAAUAAAAUUGUUAAUAUUGUUGGUAACACUACAAUAAGGUUGUUUUCAUUAACAUUACUUAAAUAUGCACUCAGUAAUUUUUACUAUUAAAGACAUGAAUUGUAAUUUUUAAACAUAUAUAUAUAUAUAUAAAAUCAUUAGCACUCAUAUGAAAUGAAGAAUCCUGUCAUAUCAGUAACCUUAUAAAAGCUGUUUUAUUCUACAUGGAGAGGGUCCCCUCAUGGGGGCUGCCAUGUUGAGAUCACAUGACCAGUCAAAUACUACUUGCUUAAUCUCAGUAACCAGCCAGUUAUUGGACACUUUCACUCUUGGAUUAAAUUAAUCAUGUCUGACUGUAAUUACUAAAUUUCUACAAUGGCAUCUGUGACUGAAAACUAUUGAUUUUGUAUGAUGCUGCAUCCACACCACUAGGUGUCACUGCAAGUCCUAGAUGACACAAGCAAAAAGUUAAUGAGUGCACCUUUAACUACAUUAGUUAACAUGAACUAACAAUGAACAAUACUUUUACAGCACUCAUUAAUCUUGGUUAAUGUUAAUUUCAAAAAAAUAUUAAUACAUUUUAUAAAAUUAAACAAUUUAUGUUAACAUUAUUAAAUGCAUUAUGAACAUGAUCUUUUAUUAACUUAAGUAUUUAAUUUAAUUUAUUGAGUAUUUUAAUUAAUAUUAACCAAGAUUAAUAAAUGCUUCAAGUAAUUAUUGCUCAUUGUUAGUUCAUGAUAUGUAAUGCAUUUACUUACUGUAUGUUAACAAAUACAACCUUAUUUUAAAAUGUUAUAUAGUUUAAUAUUUAUACAAUAAUAUUACAUAUAUCGUUUAAUAUUAAUAUAAAAUAUCCUCUUGUUUCUGUCACACCCUUCUGUGUGCCUCUCACCUUGAGGCCCCUGGCACCAAUUCCAUCCAAUUCCAUAAUCUGUCCUUGCCCAUACAUUGACUUUGGAGCUAAUUAUGUUCCAAUUGCCCACUCCAUAAUUUGUCCUUGCCUAUACCUCAGACUUUGGUGCUUAUUUGGUUUGGACAGUGACUGUGCUCUUUCUCUCUCUCUAUUUGUCCCCAGCUUACUGGGCCAAAAUUAGCAUUGCCUCAGUUCACUGACAAUCUUAACCAUGCGCAGUGCCCGAAGCUCAUGUUCCCUCCUUUAGUUCCACCACACACCUGCACCACAGAGCUUCAUUGAUUGGUGUUGUGGACAAUAUGCCCAAAAAAGGUAAAGAGGCAAAUGCUAGCCCUUCUGGAAGCAUGGUUGCUUAUUUCUUUACUUAUUUUUGUAUGAUAAAAUCUACCUCCAGUUGGUGCUUGUCCAGGGAGCUGAGGAAGGCAGUGUGGAGAGGAGCAGGUCAAACAUGUAAAUGGGCCUUAGAUAAAUUUUAUUUUGACUGAUAAGGUUCAGAGAAGAUUGACUCACCAGCUGUUCAAAAUUAGUUGUGAGAUGUUGUUCAUAUCUUGCAUAUUUGCAAGACUCUCAGACAUAAUACUGUACAAGAAAGAAUGCACACUAAAUAUUGUCUUGAAAGGAAUAACAGCCCUUUCCAUGAUUGGGCAUACUGACUUACCUUUAGUUUAGGCGUUUAUAUAGAAUGUAGAAAGAAUUCUACUUAAAAAUCUGUGCAAUUGUACAUAGGAAAUAUUCAUAAGGUGUUAAGUUUGGUCUUCCUUUAUCUUGUAGCAUUUUUCCCCAGUUUGGAAUAAAGAAAGUAUGUAACCAAUUAUUCAAUAUUUAGGGGACCAGAGGUAAGAUAAAAUCGGUCAUUGAAAACCCCAUAUUGAUUGGCAACUCGUCUAUAGUAGAUGGCUGAAAAGUUAACAUACAGCUUCUGAAGACUUAGAAUAGCGCACAAGUCAUACAGACUUCUUUUAUGAUGUUUUUUUUUUUUUUUUUUUUUUUUUUUUACCUUUUUGGAGCUUGGCAGUAUAAAUCACCAUCCACUUUCAUUGUAUGAAAAAGAGAAGCCCAUAAAAACACUUCCUAUCAUCCACUUUUGUGAUUCACAAAGAAAAUAUUAUGGUGAAGAAAUUGACGAUUUUAAUUUUUGGAUGAACUAUUCCUUGAAAAUCAUAUAGUAAUCGUAGAAGAUACAUGCUAUUUUUCUAUCCAAACAAGCUUGUUUUAGACAUGCAUGGAAGGAAACAUUCCUUUUUAUGUUAUUUGAAUGUUAAAGUUGAUGUGUGUUAUUUUUUUAAUGUUAAAAUUAUCUUUCCAGCUUAAUGUAGAGUCAACUAUACAGUAUAAUUAAGCCUUUUUAUAGGUUGAAAGUACUCUAUCAAAGGAGGGGCCAGUUCAGCCCGAGACAGCAACACUGGCUCGACCAAUACCGUGAGUUUAGGGCAGGACUAUCUGUUUGUACAACCAAUGGAAGACAGGGAGUUUUCUGGAAUCUGUUUAAAAAUGAAAGUGGUGCAGAAAUUACACAUUUUAACUUUAAGUUCUUUCCUCCUAUUAUCCCUCUACUUUUCUACUUCUUUAUUUUAUGCCAUUCUUUUGCACUUUAUGUUCAGUUUCCCAUCUGGCUACAAUAAACUCACCUUCUCUAGUGUUUUCCUUCAGCUCAGUCACACAUGUGAUCUUUAGUACUGUACUGAAGUACACACAGAUCUCCUGUGCCUGCUGCCUUCAUGUUUCACUGGUGUGGAGAUACCCACCCUGGCGCUGGUCUAUCGGGACUGUGAACUGCCAAAGAGGUGUCUGUAAAUUGUACAUGACUUGCACUAUUAACGCAUGAAAGUGUUUCUGUCUAGAUGUGGACACGUUGUUUGGUACCAUUAUUGAGCGAAUGAAAACUGUCUGCAGUUGUUGUUAUGAUAGAACCAUUCUCGUGUUGAAUGAUGGAAUUGGUUUGUUUAUUUGUGAUAUAUACAAGGGUGGGGAACCUGUAUGUGUAUAAAAAAAAAAAAAGUGUGUUAAAGUCAGCAUGAAACACUGUUGGCAACCCAUUUUACUUCCGAUAUCUGAUGCCCCAUAAAGUAAUCUGAUAUACUGUAUGUGUGUGUUCAUAUAUGGUUUUCACUAGUAAAAAAGUUCUACAUAUAUGCAACAAAUACACUAUUUAAAAAUGGUAGGAAAAUUACAGUUUUCAUAUAUGUAAAAUAUAUUUAUAUAGAUGGAUGGACGGACGGACAGACAGAUAGAUAGAUAUACUGUAUAUACUGUAUUCUGCAUGGGAUAUUUCCAAGUGAAACAGGUUAUUCAACAAGAGCAAAUAUGCUUGAUUGGAGUUGAUUUUAUCCAUCGGGAAUUCACGAGAUCAUGAAAAGUGGUUGUUACAUAUCAGAAUGUACAGUAAGAGGGAUCAGCCAAAAAAGAAAGAUGUUUCAAAAGCAAAGUUAUUACAUUUUGAUUAAAUAUUACAAAGACAGACAUAUUUUUUACAAGACCAGAGCAAUAAGACCAGGAACGUGCAUUAAUAAAGUAAAUAGUGUCAAUUUUGAUUUUAUGUUGACUUCAAUAUUUGUUGGGCUGGAAGGGCAUUUUUAGGUUGCUCAAGAAAGUUUUUACAAGUCAUUCUGCAAAACCUACAGAGCCCCUUAGAAGAUGGCAGUAUAUAUUUUGUAUUUUUUUCUGAAACAGUUUUGCGUGCCCACGCAUCAGUUUUGCAUUCCCUCGCAAUAAUUUACCAUGGUUUUACUACAUGAUACUAAUCAUGAUAUUUGUAGUGAAACCAUAAUAAAAUAAUACAGGAAAAUGAAAACUAUGGUAAUAAAAAGCAUAAUUUUGUGGUUAUUUUGGUUUUACCAUACAAUACCAUAGAUUAACUAUGGUUUUACUAUAGUAAUUUUAUAAACUGAAGUAUAAUUUAUAAAUUAAUUUAAUUAUCACACAUUUGCACAUAUACAAUGAAAUUCUUUUUUUCACAUAUCCCAGCUAAGCUGGGGUCAGAGUGCAGGGUCAGCCAUGAUACAGUGCCCCUGGAGCAGAUUGGGUCAAGGGCCCUGCUCAAGGGCCCAACAGUGGCAUCUUGGCAGUGCUGAGGCUUGAACCCCCAACCUUUAAAUCAGUAACCCAGAGCCUUAACCGCUGAGCCACCACUGCCCCCAUAGUAACUAUAGUUUUUGGUGGAAACCGUGGUUUUACUAUAGUAAUUUUGUAGUAACUAUGAAAAGUACGUACAGUUUUAAUACAGUGUAAUGUAUCCAUAUAGUAACCAUGGUUUUACUAUAGAUUAGCCAUGGUUAAUAUUGUAGUUACUAAACCAUAAUAACCACAAGAUUAUUAUUUUUAUUACCAUAGUUUUCGUUUUCCUGUAAUAUUACUAUGGUUUCACUACAAAUAUUACUGAAGUAAUACCUUGGUAAAUGUAUUGCGAGGGAACGCUAAACUAUUGCGAUGACACACAAAACUUAUUGUAAGAGCACACAAACUACUGCAAGCGAACGCAAAACUUAUUGCAAGGAAACGCAAAAUGUAAAAAAAAAAAAAAUCCUGCACUGUCCUCUAAGGGGCUUCGUAUAUUUACUCCCACAACCCGUUUUGACAAAAACCGACUGGAAAUCUGAAAUGAAUGUUUUUUUAUUGUUUGUCACAGAGAUGGCUCUGCAUGGUUUUACUGACUGAUUUUGACUCUUAUGAUGGAGUGUAAGGUGCCCUUAAUACAACAUUUAGGGUCUGAAAGGGCCCCGGGCUAUUCCAUACCAAUCAGUAAAACAUGACAUAAAAAUGUAUGUUACAUUAAAAAGACAUACAUUACCAUGUGUUUAUAUGGACAAGCCUUCUAUUUUGGUCAGGCCAUACAUAAUUCAUAUGACAUGUCAGGCAGAGAGUGGCUUAUCAGCGCCAUGCCAUGAGUUUUCUACAUUAUUCACUUUUCAUAUAAGUAUAUAUCAACAAACACUUGUGCAUGCAUGUGUGCAUACUAAAUGUCUCCUAAAGGAAAAAGGGAAAAGAUUAUAUAUAUUGAAAAUAUAUAAUAGUAUAAAAUACUUUGAUAUGGCCAAAUUUACAUACUAGUUUUGUAUUGUAGAUUAUGUUGUUCUAAACCAAUUGUUCAUAGGGUAUUACUUAAAAAAAAGUAAAAAUUGUCAUGUUUACCUAAUGUUUAUUCAUAGCAUUCCAGUAACUAUUUAUACUUCCUUUGGGAAUACUAUAAAAUCUGUGUCUCAUUGCUGCUAUAGAGACAAAUGUGUUUUAUUAUAUCUACUAACAUACGUUGAAAUUAACAUUAUACAGUAUAACAACUGAACAGAUAUUUUUGCUGUUGUUUCUUUACUACUGUUACAUUGCACUGAAAGUUUUUAUUUUACAAUUUAUAUAAAAAUCUAUUUGUCUCCCAAAUGUCUAGAUGGUCUGGAUGUAAGCAGGUAUUAUAUUCUGCUUUUGUUAAGAAUGCCAACCAAAAUAAAAUGUUUUGUUCCUCUGGAAACAGAUCAGCUG